AUGGAGCUCUCUCGCAAGCUCUUCACGGCCGUCCUCCUCGUCAUGCUGCUGCUCGUGGGCACAGAGAUCGGGCCGGUGGCGGUGGCGGAGGCGCGGACAUGCCAGUCGCAGAGCCACAGGUUCCGGGGCCCCUGCGUGCGCCGGGCCAACUGCGCCAACGUCUGCAGGACCGAGGGAUUCCCCGACGGCAAGUGCCGCGGCUUCCGCCGCCGCUGCUUCUGCACCACGCACUGCCGCACCUGA
This is a messenger RNA of Miscanthus lutarioriparius, 243 nucleotides long. NCBI's taxonomy places the organism in Eukaryota, Viridiplantae, Streptophyta, Magnoliopsida, Poales, Poaceae. The record is from the annotation of a GenBank genome assembly.